Molecule: messenger RNA, 2466 nt
Organism: Penicillium diatomitis
Lineage: Eukaryota; Fungi; Ascomycota; Eurotiomycetes; Eurotiales; Aspergillaceae
Exons: 4
Coding region: 1-2466 (821 amino acids)
Biological process (GO): DNA-templated transcription; positive regulation of transcription by RNA polymerase II
Molecular function (GO): sequence-specific DNA binding; DNA-binding transcription factor activity, RNA polymerase II-specific; zinc ion binding
Source: RefSeq, a predicted model, not a curated record
AUGACCCAGAGCGCCCACAACUACGAAGGGCACCUAUCCCCCGAUCCCUAUGCACUCGAGACGCCGGAUGGCCGUAUUGCGCACACUUUGACGGCCUGCACGAGGUGUCGAAAGCGGAAAUCAAGAUGCGAUCCCGGUAUCCCUCGCUGUGCGCCUUGCGAACGAAGCAAUGCGAGGUGCGUCUACUACGACUCGGCUCGCGCCCAGACAGUUUCCCGAUCCCAUAUUGUGGCCUUGAGAGAAAAAGCCCGCGCGCUCGAACGAGAGCUGGCCAAGGCGGAGCAGGAAAUCCAGCACACGGCCGAUGCUGAGCUCAUGGUGCGGGGUGCGGGACGGAUUCGUUUCUCGGACAAUGACGAGCCUCGAUAUUUGGGCGCCUCCAGUGGUAUCGCCAUGACGCGGCUGGUCAUGGAGAUUGCAAAACAGAACACCGACUCCAAAAGCAUCAAAGAUGUCGUUCCGGAGCUGACGGCUCAGGAAAUCAAGGCUGCUUUCGCUCAAGAAGACGCCAAACCGACCUCAAAGGUCUACCCCAUGAUCAGCUCAAUCCCUUCGGACAGCCUACCUCCUCGAUCUCUGACGGAGAGACUCAUUGAUCUGUUUGUCGCAAAAGCCCAGGCACUGCUCCCGACCCUACACAUUCCGAGUUUUCGUCGGGAAGCCGAAGAGGUGUUUGAUGGAUCCACCGAUCCGUGUCAUAACUUCCAAUUGCGCAUGGUAAUUGCCAUCAGCAUGCAGAAAAUGAGUCCAGCUUUCGCCGGAUUGGCAGACAGCUUCUACCUGGCCGCCCUUCCCUUCUUGGAGUCCACUUUGAAGCGGAUGGACUUGCGGGCAUUGCAGUGCCUCGUGCUGAUAGCGCAAUACUCCAUGUUGACUCCGACGAGAACCGCUUCGUACUGGGUGGUGGGCACCGCCAUGCGAAUGUGUCAGGACUUGGGCUUCUGCGAUGAAGCUACCAUCACCCAGUCGUCCCACGGAAAGCCUCUGAACCCGCUGGAGUUGGACAUGCGCCGCCGCCUGUUCUGGAUCGUGUCAUCCAUGGAGUUCGGUCUGUCUCAUAGUCUGGGCCGUCCAAGCGCCUGGAGUGUGACACAUGACAGCGUGAAUGUCCAAUUCUUUGAACUGGUGGACGAUCGCUUUAUCACCGAAGAGGGGAUUAACCCUCACGCGAAGCCGGUGAUGGCAAAGUGUAUUGCCAUCCACUUUUUCAAGAUGCGCAUUCUUCAGCUCGAGGUACGCCGGAUGCUGUACCUGAAUCGACGCGACACCCCGACCCACGAUCAAGAUCCCUGGUUCCAACACAUGCUCGCCAAGGUCGAUCACUGGGUGGAAACUUGCCCGAAAAAUGACGACGGCUCCGGACUGAAUGUGAAAUGGUUUCAAGGCAGACGAAACACCAUGAUCAUUCUCAUGCAUCGCCCGUCGCCUCAAAUACCAGAACCCUCCGUUCAUGCGGCCAAGAUUUGCUAUGAGGCAGCGACAUUCAACAUUGCCAUGCAUCAUGAACAAACCUUCACACAAUCAGUAGACCUGACCUGGAUCUUCACCCAAUCUCUGUUCAUGGUCUUCAACAUUGUGCUCUGGACGCUUUCCUACCCCGAAAUUCGGAAAGAGCAUCCCAUCGACGAGGUUCAGUCGUACCUCGAUAUGGCCCUCGAAGUGAUUGUCCACGCUGCCGAGCGAUGGCCGGGCGUUCAAUCGGCCUUGAUCCUCUACAAGCGCCUAGUGGAAGCUUGUCUCAAGGCCUAUGCCACCGAAGAGUCUUUCGUGGUCCACUCCCCAUCCAACCAUCCCACCCCGACUUCAUCGCAGGAGGUCGCGACUCCUCCGGCCAUGUCCAGCCCAUCAACAAGCACGACGACGUCUUUCUAUACGCAUCGAAAUCGCGCAGCCACCCACUCCAUUGGAGAUAGUGCAUCGGCAGGCACCGUCUCCAGAGGUCCCUCGGUCGACCCUCCCGGCUCGUACAGCAGUGCGACUCCGAAUUACACUACUCCUGCCUUUACUUCACACCCUGCAGAUACUAGUCACCUGUCCCCAGUGACCUCAACCUAUGACCUCCAGUCGACUAUUGCAGCCACAGAUGCGGAUUUGCAGCAGGCACCGCCUACAUACUGUGCAACAUCAGGACCUUUCUCUGACCUUUCUAUCGAUCCGAAUACCCCGCACAACGCAAUGCCUUCCAUAGUGCCCGGUCUACAAGGCUGGGAUCCGAAUUUCUCACUGGCGUCCACAACGGCCAGUCAUCUGGCCUAUAUCGAUGCCACCGUGGAUCCAAUGCAAUGGACUCUCUCCAUUGGGGAUCAAUACUCGAAUUACUUCAAUGAGCCGUUCCCCACGCCAUCAUGGAGGGAGCGAACACUUAGCCAACAAGAGCAGAUUGAGCUGAUGGCAUCCUUGGAGUAUAACAUUCCCGAUGUCUCAGCUCAGUUGGGGCACGAAUCCUAUGCCUUCUAUCAGUCCUAG